This is a messenger RNA of Gigantopelta aegis, 6652 nucleotides long. Its product is annotated as max dimerization protein 1-like. The transcript is spliced from 6 exons. The record is from RefSeq and is a predicted model, not a curated record. Gene Ontology annotation, biological process: regulation of transcription by RNA polymerase II. NCBI's taxonomy places the organism in Eukaryota, Metazoa, Mollusca, Gastropoda, Neomphalida, Peltospiridae. The coding region runs from base 121 to 753 and encodes 210 amino acids. Gene Ontology annotation, molecular function: protein dimerization activity; RNA polymerase II cis-regulatory region sequence-specific DNA binding; DNA-binding transcription factor activity, RNA polymerase II-specific.
UUUGCGAUCGCCUGCUGAAACGUGCGUUCAGUUUAGUUCAGGCCAAAACAGACAACACUGCAGUAUCAUUUAUUUCGUUUUUUCUUUUACGUUUGCCCAAAUCUGCAAUUUAUUUUAAUAAUGCACAGUAUUGCACAGCUUCUACAAGCCGCUGAGUACCUUGAGAGACGUGAACGAGGUAAAUUUCAUGAAGCUGAACAUGGCUAUGCUUCCACGUUACCGAUGCCCGAUGAAUACUCUAAGAAGAAGUCAAAGGGAAAGAAAACUCAGGGAAACAGGUCAACUCAUAACGAAUUAGAAAAAAAUAGGAGAGCUCAUCUGAGGAAUUGUUUAGAGAAAUUGAAAGAUCUGGUUCCGCUUGGAGCUGAUUGUUCAAGGCAUACAACGCUAGGUCUCUUAACAAAGUCACACAAUUUUAUCCAAAUCUUGGAAGAAAAGCAGAGGAAAACAAAUUUUCUAAAAGAGCAGCUUCGGAGGGAGCAAAGACACCUGCAGAGAAAGUUAGAUCAGCUUAAUGUUGGCUCAUUCAGAGUGAGCAAAGAAAGGAGUAUUAGUGAAUGUAGUUCUUCUACAAACUCAACUACCUCAACCAACUCAGAGCACGAGUCUGAUGAAAUAGACAUCCUUGGAUACAAUAGUGCCCAAAGUGAUUUUUUUGAUGACCACAGUAGCAUUGGCAGUGGGAGCAGUGAUGCGUGUAGUAUGGACAGCAAAGUGUAUUUUGAUGAUUCACCAUACUUGGAAUCGCUCUGAUGCCAACAUGAUUGUCACAAAAUGAAUAUAACUGGAUAUAGUGCUGUGUGUAGCAUAAUGUUGACAGACGGACAAACACGGUUAUUCCAAGAGAGAUCUGGUUAUCACGUUACUGCGAAAUACAGAAACAACAAUAAACUACAAUAUAGUGAACACAGUCCAUUCAGAUAGCAAAAGGUCAUUCAAUAAUUCUAGACUUGUUAUUGAGGCAGUGGCGAAGUCUGUUGGAAGUACAUUUUAUUUUUAUUAAUUUUUGUUGAUGUUUUAAAAUGUUUAUGUUUUACUUGUAUGUACAACAUAUAUGGCUACAAACACUAUAUGGAUUUUGAAUGCCAUUUCCUGUCCCCUGGUCUUAUCUCGUUUAACAUCCAGAAGAAGGCAGCAUAGGGCUAAGACGUUAGCUCCUUUUCACUUUUAUUUGCCAAUUAACUACAUGCGUGUCAUGGCAACAUAUUUUACAGUCUUUCUUAUAUGGACAUAGAAAAAUGUCUAGGAGUAUUCUCAUAUCAGCUUUUGAAGAGAGAACAUCCAAAUUCUUAAUAUUUAUGUAAUUUAUUUUAAUGAGAGUAUCAAAACAUUUUUAAAGUGCAUGUGUGCCUGAAUGAAGUGGAGGCAAUUUUUUUUUUUUUUUUUUUUUUUUUAGACAAAUAUUUUGUCUUUACUUUGGAGCACUGACUACAAAUGCAUUCAAUAGCAAGUAUAUUACACAUACAUCCAGAGUAAUACAAGGACAGUCUUUAGUAGUUCCAGCAAGAACGUUUACCUAGAUAAUGAAAUGUUGAUUUACAUAAAAAUGUCUAGGAUUAGCAAAGCAGCCUUUUCUUCCGUUGCAAUCAUGGAUAUUGUUUUCUGUGAUAUAUUUAAUAAUUAGCUGAAAUGUGAUUCACUGGAAGAAAAAAGAAAAAUAUGGCAGCUGUUGCAUCCAUCCCCAUUCGUAAGAAUGGUUUAGUGUGUAGUCUGAUUGGAACUAACUUCUCCUAGUGUGCGUGACAUGUACAAAACAAUUUGUCCAGAGAAUAUAUUUUAAUAUGUAUGCAAUGCCGUUUUGCCAUUGGUCUUGCAUAUAUUUGUGAUUCAUGCAAAAUAAUUCUCAUCACCUCAGGUAAUAAAAAAACAGAGACUUAUUACAUUUUGUGUAAAAGUUAAAUCCUAUCAAGGAGUAGGUAUUUUUUUUUUUUUUUUUUUUUCUUUUUUUUUCUUUUUUUUUUUUUGUGUAUGUCAUUCUGGUGUGUUGUGGAUGAACAGAAAUGUGAAAUCGAUCUACUACUGUUUAUUUUCAUUGCAUGUCAUAAACAUUGCCGACACUGGCAGUGUCAGCAGUUCAGCUUAUAUUUCAAGUCGAGAUCGAACUGAUAAUGUGCACUUGCAAUAAGGCUGAAUCUCACUAUUAUGCUGGAAGGGAGUUUGAAAAAAACGAAUGACGCUCUCAAGCAUAACAUUAUUUCAGAUCGGCUGUGCAUUACGACUGUACAUGUCGGAUUUAGUGUUGGCCAUACUUUGUUUCAAUGGCUUCAUCUGAGAUUGUGUGAUGUGGAAAGAACUAUUACGACGUGUUUCCAUUCUGUCAGCAUACAUGUAUAUGAUAUUGGUGUGUUACUUUUUAAGGCAAAUACCAGGGUCCAACUUUGAUAUGUCUCAACAUUAAAUACGCAAAUCAAAACUUUUCCCUGUUGGUAACCAUGUGAUUUUAGCUUGAGUUUUCCGUGUACAGCGAAAUGUUAGCUAAGGUUGCAUUGUAGUCAGCCCUGGGUAAGGCCAAAAUGAUCUCUUUGCCAUGAGUAUUGUACAACUGGUGACAUUUUUUGUUUUUGUUUUGUGCUUCUUCUUUUUCUUGGGUACUUAAAGUGGUGACUUGAUGGUCACCAAUAUUGUUCUGUUUAUGAGCCUUGUGGUGCCAACAAAAAGGCUCAAAGAUAAUGUGAAUUCUGUUGUCUUCUAUAGGCAGUCUUGUUUUAGAUUGUGUGUGUGUGUGCGCGCGUCCACAUGUGUGUAUUUUUAUUAAUAUGAAAUGCUCUGUCAUUUUGUGGCUUUUGAAAUCUUGUGAGAAAAACAACUGGUGAAAGUAUUAAUUAACUGUUACCAAAUACGUUGCUUGAACCUGCAAUAAUGAAACUGAUACCAUUAAAUAAAAAGGUUUAGCAUUGUGUAUUUAACAUAAUAAUUCAAAGGCUGAUUAAUCCCACUGAUGUCAAAAUAAAGCUAUUGGUAAUUAUAUAUAAGAUACGAUCGAUAAUUUUGAAUUCUGAACUUAAUUUUUUAUAUUAUUAUUUAGGCCACUCCAAUUUUAUGAACAGAAUUGUUUUACAUAAUUGUUUCUUUUUGUUGGGGUGGGUGGGUGGGUGGGUUGGGGCAGGGUUGUUAGUAAAUUUAUUUGUUUGGAAUGGAAAAUUCAGUCUUUGUUGUGGGGAAAAUACCAAAAUAGUUGAAGUAUUGUAAUAAAUUUAUUUUGGUAUGAUUAAGAAAGUAAACCAACAAAUCUUUUUUUUUUAAAGUUAAAAGUGUAUUUUAAAAUUAUUUUUAUUACUAAAGUUGAUUAAUUAGCCCGAAAACCAACAAAUAAUAUUGGAGUAGCUUAAAGUAAAAAUUAGUAUAGUGUCAAAUACUAAAAAAAAAAAGACAAAAAGUUUUAAGAUAUUUGUAAAUACUUGUACAUAAAUGUUUGUAAAUGGUGGAGAUAAAUGGUGGAGACGACUCCUUAAAAGAUAAUAAAAAUGUGUUUAUGCAGGUACAUUGCUUCUGUACUGGACCCAAGGUCAAAAAUCAUGAAAUCUAGUCUUCAGUGCUUCUGCUUCCAGUGUUCCAUUAUCUCAGUUUCCAAGAAGCUGUAGAACAAAAAUUUACAGAUGACUGAACAGUUUUAAACUGGUUAUACAAAUGUAUGGAUAACAUUCUUUUUGGAAGAAAUUAAAAAAAGUAAGAAAAAAAAAGCAUGUCUUUACUUAAAGGUUGCUUAAAUGGUGAGAAUAGUUUUACUGGCACAAAAUAAACAUUCCGUGUAAAGUUAUUAUGUGAUAAAAUAAUUAAAAAUACAUGUUUGUCGUAUCAGAAAAUAUUCUGCUUUUCCCUGUUAAUACCAAUGUUUGAAUUGCUAGGAACGUUUUGUUUCUAAUUUUUAUUAAGAAACUAUAGUUCUGAUCAGUUUGAAAAUUGGUUAGCAUUUAAAGUUUUAGAAUUGUGUUGCUAUCUCUGAAACUUGCAUAGCAAAUCAUGACACGAUAAUGAACAAUAUGUUCUCUGAUAAUUGUGUAACCAGUGUUAAAUAAACGUACAAUAGAUAACAAUUAUCACAAGGAAAUAUAUAUAAAUUAGAUCUUUUUAGAUACCGGUAUAACAUUUAAGCUACCUCUAACUGACAUGCUUUGUUUGUGAUUUAUAUUGGAGCUUGUUUCUUUUGCUGGAAAUCAGAUAUGUGAUCUAACAUUAAGUAUGACAAAUAUGAUGGUAAAGUGGCUUAUGUCCUGAACUGUGUGUGUACUAGAUAGAAUAAGGCUAAUUUAUUAACUAUUGUGGUCAGUUGAUACAUAUUAUGCUCAACAAGUUAAUAUGUUAAAUUAUUUAAACAAAGAAUAUGAUCAACUGUUAUGUGCAUUUCACCAAGGUUAACUGAUACCGGUAUGUAUAGCAAUAAGAAUUGUAAAAACUAUUCAGAUAUUUGGAGAAGACAGAAAUAUUAAAUGAAAUGUGUAUUGAAAAAAAUAUGGGCUAUUUUCACAAAAAGGGACAACUUUAUAAAAAGUUUAAUUAAAAAAACAAAAAACAGACAUAAUUAUUGGUAAGCAGGCUUCACUGUGCCAAUUAGCCAGUUGCUAAUUUUUAUUCAAAGUAGCUACAACAUUUGUUAGUUUGCUUAUAAAAAUUGUAUCAAUUUUUCAAUCAUGUUCAAGGAAAUAUUCUAGAUAUUUAAAAAUUGGGUAAAUGUUUUCCAGUGUGAGCCCUUGGUAGGGACAAACUAAAAGGUUUGUAUCUGUAGGUUUUUGCAUAUGGCCGUCACCGCAUUGUAUACAAAUGAUACACUGAAUGUAGCGUGACUUAUUUUUGUGAUUGAAAUAGCUUAAUGGUAAAGACGUUUCUUUUGUAGUUUAUAAAUAGAGAAUGUCCAUCAUCUUUGUUUGAGAAAAGUAGGCAGCUAUUUCUUCUGAACACACUGAUAUGUAUAUUUGUAAGCAUGGAAAAGAGGAAGCAAUGGCAGCUAUAGCAGUUGGUGAUAAUCACGUCUGCCGCCUAUUAAUAUUAAUUUACCCCUAUGACAUAUUACACAAUAAUGCAUAGUAUUACACUGGGUAUUGGUGGUUAUUCAAGGCUUUGUGAAACCUUUUUUGUGCUAAUAUUUACCAUGUUGAAAAUAUCCCAUAUCUUCAUCAUUACUUGUUCCUUUUUAUGAAAACUGCCCACAUUGGGUUGUUGUAAUAUUUAUUGAUUGAUUGUAAUUUCCACUCAUAUGCAGCACACGUAUGAAUGGUCAGAGUUUGACAUGGAUGAAUCUGUCAUAACACUUAACACAGAUAUAAUAAUAUUAAUAUGUGUGUGUAUUGGAUGUCAGUGAUGGUAUGGGAUGUAUUAAUGAAUUAAUUUAUACAUGUAGUAAAAUCAGAAUUAUUGUAAACGUACCUGUGUUAAAUUAUAACGAGUCAGAAUGGUAAAAGGUGCAGAAUACUUUGAUAGGGAGAAUAAGAUACAGGAAUAUGUGCAGGUGAACCCCAUUUUCUUUGGUGCCUAUAAUCAAACUUUAGCUCCGAGCUGUUAAAAUAGGGCCUGUGUGUACGAGUGUACGAAUGUCUGUGUGUCUAUCACACAUGUUUUUACAUGCAAUGGAUGUGGGGAGGAACCUUUAAUUUUGUAAAAGAAAUUUCUCCAUGUACAUGUAUUUCGAAUUUCAUGAACAAGACUACAAUAACACAGUUUGAUGUAUUUGGUAUGUAACAAAUACGGUAGACAAGAUAUUCAGCCUGUGAAAUACGAAAAAUGCUAAUGUUGAGAUGGAUCUCGCAGGUUGGCAUUGCGGAAUGUUGCUGCCGUUAACUGGGAUGGAUGUUGAGACAACAGAAUUCACUUAGCAUCUGAACAAUCUCCAAUGCAAUGUUGGUGCUUUCCAAAGAUCAAAUAUUUUAGCAUUUCCUGCACUGGUCUGCAAGAUUGGUGUAAGUGUGCAUGUGUUGGAUUUAAUCUGUGAUGACCAAAGGACUGCUUAUGGGCCCGGUCCUGUCCCAUUUGUUAAAAUAUUUAGUGCUAGCCCACAUUGGUUUUUUUUUCUUUCUGUUAUGACUUUUUUGCCCCCCCCCCCCCCCCCCCCCACACACACACACACACACACACAGGUUAUGUAGAUAGAAGGAACAGACAUGAUGUUUCUUUUGUCUUGUGUUCCAUUUUUAUUUGUUUUUCAAAAUAGAUCAAAAUAUCUAUUUUAUGUGUAAUUUAAUUUAUUAUCUAUAUUAGGGAUUUUUUUCUCUUUUUUUUUUAAUAUUAAAAAAAGAUUAAUUGUAACAGAUCUUAGGAAGAAACAGUAUGACUGUUCUUUCUUUUCUACUUUCAUCAUGCAGUGACAUUUGAUGAUGAUGCCAAUGAUCUUUGUGUAGUUGGUACCCUGUUAUUGUGUAUUGUUGUUAAUGUGUUGUAAUAGUUAUAACAAGUCACCAGAAAAAGAGAAAGUUAGCCUACUGAAUAAAUGGCCUUUUUUUUCUUCUUUUUUUCCCACCCCUCCUCCCAUUUUAAAAAAAGUUAAUCUCGGCUGAACACUUUGAUGAAUGUGUAAUGGUUUGGAUAGCCAUUUAAAUAUUAUUGUUGUACAAGAACCAGAAUGCUGGAAAUUGUAGAAACCCUAGACAUUUUUGUGUACAUAUGACAAUUAAUUUUAUUGUUCAACUCAUUUUGAGGAAUAAAAUCUUAAUUAAUAUAAAAA